Argentina anserina (silverweed cinquefoil) is the source of this 1649-nucleotide messenger RNA. Its product is annotated as zinc finger CCCH domain-containing protein 62. The record is from RefSeq and is a predicted model, not a curated record. Bases 59 to 1459 code for a protein of 466 amino acids. The transcript is spliced from 9 exons. NCBI's taxonomy places the organism in Eukaryota, Viridiplantae, Streptophyta, Magnoliopsida, Rosales, Rosaceae. Gene Ontology annotation, molecular function: metal ion binding.
CCUUCUAUCGAUCACAAAACCGAAACUCCUUGGUGUUUAAACACAAACAACCCCAUCAAUGGCUGAAGCUUUCUCAGAAACCGACCCAGAAUACGAUUCCGAUGAUUCCGUUAUGGACCCGAGUUACAGCACUCUUGAAGAAACCCAAGCCAAGUUAUCAAAUCUCUCAAUCAAGGCUAAAUCAACGGCUCGUAUUGUGAAGGUUAUUGAUCUUGAUGAAGACCUUGGUGGAGAGGAAGUGGUUGUGCCUGAGCUUAAUCAGAAUGAUGCCAAAAGCUUUGAACAUGUCCAAAUGAUGAUUCAAGACAAACAGAUUGAGAAACUGAAAGUGGAGCAAUGUAAGCUCUACUUGAGGAAGAAUGGGUUGAGACUGACCGGCAAUAAGGAUACGCUCAUUCAGCGGAUUAAGGAGCACCUUGAGAUUUUGAAUGGUGGAGGAGAGAAGAAGUACCCUGCAUCUAGCUUUGUUCUAAAUUGUAAAGGUGAUGCAUGCACGGGCGAUGUUGUCAUGUUUGAACAAAAUGUUUAUGAAAUGUUUGACAUAGCAUCCAGGAGUGGGAGAGGCCCUCCAUGCGGCACAAGGAUUGUUGCAGGUCGUAUUGUGAAAGAAAGCUAUGGCGCUGCCAAACAGCAGCACACAUUUACAAUUGAAGUACUCUGGAGCAAGGGAGAGAAACCACUCCCUCCACUUCAUCCCCUCCUAAUCAAGGGUCGGAAUCUUUACCGGUUGAAAACAUUGAGACAGAGGUGGGAAGUUGAAGGGGAGAGGCAGAAAGCUUUGAUGGAAAAGCACUUGAGGGGAUCUGUAGCUAGGUCUGACAGAGAAGCACGUGUCCAAGAGAAGACAAUGAGGAAAACGAAGACAAAUAGGGGUUCACAAAAGGAGGAGCCAAAAAACAAACAGUCUCACUUGAGCUCAACCUCAACUUUCAAAUCAUCAGUUCAGCCUCAUCAUUCUCGUGCACUUGUUAAUCCAGCAAACAUCCAUCAAUCAGUUGGUCCAGGAAAUACAAAAAUGGGAACUCAGCAUUUGGGAUCUACUGACUCCGCAAAACCAGCAACUCUAGUUCACCAUUCAGUGGGACCAGAAACUCAACCUAGAGACCCUCAGUCUCACUCAGUGAUUGUUGAUCAUGGAAAAGUUACAACUCAACCUCAAGUAAAUAAGCAUUCACUAAUGCAAGGUAGUUACUUCAGUCAAGUUUCUCAAAGGCAGCCGUUUCUAAGCGUGAACCACUCUUUCCCGACUAGUACACAAGGCCAAAAGCAGGUGUGUCGUUAUUAUGCUCAGGGCAGAUGUUAUUUUGGUGACAACUGCAAAUUCUCUCAUGACAUGAGAGAGAAUCACAGUGGAAGGAUGGAAGAGACGCGGCCUUGUAAUUAUGGAGACAGCUACAAAUAUUAUCAUAAUGUGAGGGAGAAUUACAGUGAAAGGAGGUUCUACAACCCGAAUUUGUAAAAUCAAGUUACAGCUCCGAAGACAAACACGGUGAUAAUCGGUUCAAUUUUAAUGUCUUUUUACUUUGUGACUUGUGGAAACUUUUGAAUAAGUUGAUGGAGAUAAUUCUUGAUCUCUCAUUAUUCCCUUUUGGAUUCUUCAUUCUUGACUAUUUUCUAAUGACCAUUGUUCAGCUGUCCAGCUUAAAAUU